AUGUCUGCAGCCUGGAUCAUAGUUCUCUGUCUCGGUAUCUGUCUGAUGCUGCUGCCGGAACCCGCGGGCAGCGAGGGACCAGUUCCUAUUGCUAUCACAUGCUUUACCAGAGGCUUGGACAUCAGGAAAGAGAAAGCAGAUGUCCUUUGCCCAGGUGGCUGCCCUCCUGAGGAAUUCUCUGUGUUUGGGAACAUAGUUUAUGCUUCUGUAUCAAGCAUAUGCGGGGCUGCUAUCCACAGGGGAGUAAUCAGCAUCUCAGGAGGACCUGUACGCAUCUAUAGCCUACCUGGCCGAGAAAACUAUUCCUCUGUAGAUGCCAAUGGCAUCCAGUCUCAGAUGCUUUCCAGGUGGUCUGCUUCUUUCACAGUGACUAAAGGCAAAAGUGGUGCUCAGGAAGCCACAGGACAGGCAGUGUCCACAGCACGUCCAUCAACAGGCAAACGACUAAAGAAAACACCAGAGAAGAAAACUGGCAAUAAAGACUGUAAAGCAGACAUUGCCUUUCUGAUUGAUGGAAGCUUUAAUAUUGGGCAGCGCAGAUUUAAUUUACAGAAGAAUUUUGUUGGGAAAGUGGCUCUGAUGUUGGGAAUUGGAACAGAGGGACCACACGUGGGUCUUGUUCAAGCCAGUGAACAUCCCAAGAUAGAGUUUUAUUUGAAAAACUUCACAUCAGCCAAAGAUGUUUUGUUUGCCAUAAAGGAAGUAGGUUUCAGAGGAGGUAAUUCCAAUACAGGCAAAGCCUUGAAGCAUACUGCUCAGAAAUUUUUCACAGCUGAUAAUGGAGUGAGAAAAGGGAUCCCCAAAGUGGUGGUGGUGUUUAUUGAUGGUUGGCCUUCUGAUGACAUUGAGGAAGCAGGCAUUGUGGCCAGAGAGUUUGGAGUCAAUGUAUUUAUAGUUUCUGUGGCCAAACCUAUCCCUGAAGAAUUGGGGAUGGUUCAGGAUGUUGCAUUUGUUGACAAGGCUGUCUGUCGGAAUAAUGGCUUCUUCUCUUACCAUAUGCCCAACUGGUUUGGCACCACAAAAUAUGUAAAGCCUCUGGUACAGAAGCUCUGUACUCAUGAGCAAAUGAUGUGCAGCAAGACCUGUUAUAACUCAGUGAACAUUGCCUUCCUAAUUGAUGGCUCCAGCAGCGUUGGAGAUAGUAAUUUCCGCCUGAUGCUUGAAUUUGUUUCCAACAUAGCCAAGACUUUUGAAAUCUCAGACAUUGGUGCCAAGAUAGCUGCUGUACAGUUCACUUAUGAUCAGCGCACAGAAUUCAGUUUCACUGAUUAUAACACCAAGGAGAAUAUCCUUGCUGUUAUUAGGAACAUCCGAUAUAUGAGUGGUGGAACGGCCACUGGUGAUGCCAUUUCCUUUACUGUGAGAAAUGUGUUUGGUCCUGUGAGGGACAGUCCCAACAAGAACUUCCUGGUAAUUGUCACAGAUGGGCAGUCCUAUGAUGAUGUCCGAGGUCCUGCUGCUGCUGCACAUGAUGCAGGUAUCACCAUCUUCUCUGUUGGUGUGGCUUGGGCACCCCUGGAUGACCUGAAAGAUAUGGCCUCUAAACCAAAGGAGUCACAUGCUUUCUUCACAAGAGAGUUCACAGGAUUAGAACCAAUUGUUUCUGAUAUCAUUAGAGGCAUUUGUAGAGAUUUCUUAGAAUCCCAGCAAUAAUGGUGAUAUUUUGACAACUGAAAGAAAAAGUACAAGAGGAUCUAAUGUAUAAACUGUAUUCCCAAUAAUGAAAUAUCACAGCAUACUAGCAUAGUAUGUAUAGUAUUAUAGCAUACUUGUAUUAAAUGUCAACAGCUGUUCUAAACAAAUAAGCAUCCUUUUAAAGCUACUACCUUCUGAUUACAAUUUAGACUUCACAAUUAUUUAAAACACUUGGCUGACUCUUCAUAACUAUGGCCCUUAGAAACUCAGGAAGAGGAGAUAUGGAUUAAAAUCUCUAAAAAGUUUUAAUGUUUAUUAAAUGUUUAGAUAUGUAAAUGUCAAAUAUCAAAAGAAUGUGAUACCUAGACCAAAAGCAA
This is a messenger RNA of Marmota flaviventris (yellow-bellied marmot), 2012 nucleotides long. RefSeq names its product cochlin (gene Coch). The record is from RefSeq and is a predicted model, not a curated record. Lineage: Eukaryota; Metazoa; Chordata; Mammalia; Rodentia; Sciuridae.